Molecule: messenger RNA, 1472 nt
Organism: Macadamia integrifolia
Lineage: Eukaryota; Viridiplantae; Streptophyta; Magnoliopsida; Proteales; Proteaceae
Product: polygalacturonase inhibitor-like
Exons: 1
Coding region: 16-1191 (391 amino acids)
Molecular function (GO): protein binding
Source: RefSeq, a predicted model, not a curated record
UAAGGGACAAUAGUAAUGGCUGUCUGGGUCCCAGAUGAGGAGAUAAAGAUUAGAUCCAACUGUCCCCACCAGCCACCAGCCACCAGCCACCAGCCUCCGGCCUCGUCUUUAUCAACUAUAAUUACUGAAGCUCACUACUGUCAAUUCUCACAGAUCUCCACGAAAGAGACCAUGGAUACCCGACUCUCCUUAUUCCCCCUGAUCAGUACUAUCCUCUUUCUGUCCUUUCUUCCAACACCAUCUUUUUCUCGAUCUCUGGCUACUUCUGUUCGCUGCAACAAACAUGAUUAUAACGCACUGAUGAGGAUCAAGGCUGCACUUCACAACCCAUACCACUUGGCCUCAUGGGUUCCCAACACCGAUUGCUGCGACUGGUACUCCGUCGAGUGCGACUCCACCACUAACCGCAUCGUCACCCUUUCCAUCUUUCAAGCCAACAUCUCUGGCCAAAUCCCUGAAGCAGUGGGCGACCUCCCAUACCUCAACUAUGUCAUGUUUCAUCACAUUACCAACCUCACCGGAACCAUCCCUUCCACCCUCACAAACCUCAAACACCUCACCACGCUCCGCCUCAGCAAUACCAACCUCUCCGGCCCAAUCCCUUCCUUCCUCAGCCAAAUCCCCAGCCUCGACUUCCUCGAGCUUUCCUUCAACCAGUUCUCCGGUUCUAUCCCCUCCUCCCUCUCCUCCCUCGCCAAUUUAACAGAUCUCCAUCUAGACCGCAACAGCCUCACCGGAUCAAUCCCCGAAUCAUUCGGAAAGUUCAAACAGCCUUCUUUGAGCCUCUACCUAUCUCACAACCAGCUUUCCGGUGAGAUCCCCAAAUCCUUAGGGGACGUGGAUUUCAACACCAUCGACUUAUCACGAAACAUGCUUCAAGGGGACGCGUCUAUGUUGUUCAAGGCAAAUGGGUCCACGGAAGGUAUCGAUCUGUCAAGGAACCACAUGUUGGAGUUUGAUCUAUCAAAGGUAGAAUUCGCCAAGAACUUGCAGCACUUAGACAUUUCACACAACAAGAUCUAUGGGAGCAUACCAGAGGCGAUAACUGGAUUGGAUUUGCAGUACUUGAAUGUGAGCUAUAAUCGAUUGUGUGGGAAGAUCCCUCAAGGUGGAAAGGUUCAGAACUUCGAUUCCUACUCCUUCUACCAUAACAAGUGCCUCUGUGGUUCACCACUCACCGCUUGUAAGUGAAAACUGUAGACGGCACAAACUGUAUCUGUUUCUUAUGGUAUUUUUAUGUUUGCGUUAAUAAGGGUACGAACUACGAUAUACGAAGGUAUUGUAUCUGUUGUGGUGUUACAAGAGGCUUUGAAAUAUUUGAGUACUGUCGGUUAUCCACCGUCUGAUUGGAUUUCAUUUUGUUGGGGCCGUGUGUUUCCGGUUAGCAACCGUUUGAUUGUAAAAUUAAUUUUCUAUUUUUUUUCUUAUCAUGUAAAAUUUUUAGAAAAUUGUCCUUAAUUAAUUUGGUCAAA